CUUGAUUUAUUUUAUUCAUUAAAUUCAUUCAAAAAAAAUUUUCAAUGCUUGUGUGAUCAUGUCGUGUGAAGAUUUCCAUCACAAGUAAGCUUAUAAGAUCACAUGAAUUUUCAAAAAAAAGGGCUAAAUUAGCAUCUAAAUAUAAAUAUAAGACAAAUAUUUUUCUCUCUUACUCAUCAAUGUAAAUAAUGAGUACUCAUGAUACUCAUAAUCAUGAUGGUAAAUCAUGUUGUUCCCAUAGUUCAACACCAAAUCUAUACGCUCAAACAUUAGAUGAAUUAGAUUUUGAAAAAUCCAUUCAUUAUGCUUGCUUAAACAAUGAUAUUAAUCGAGUGAAAACCAUUAUUUCCAAGAAAGGUGGUUCUACAGUAAAUGAAAUUGAUAGUACAGGAUAUACACCAUUACAUUAUGCGGCAAGAAAAGGUUAUUUAGAUAUUUGUCGUAUAUUAAUAGAUUAUGGAGCAGACGUUAAUGCUAUAACACCGGAAUUAUUUUCAACUCCUUUACAUAGAGCAUCAACUUAUAAUCAUUCAAAAGUUGUCACUUCAUUAUUAUCAUCCGGUGCAAAACCCGAAUUACAAGAUUCCGAUGGUAAAACUUGCUUGCACAAGGCAUGUGAGAAUGGUUCAAAAGAUGUUAUUUUAACUCUAAAAAAAUUAAAUGAUUUUGAGUCAUUAUUAAGGAUUAAAGAUAAAAAUGAGAGAAUCGCUAGUGAAUAUUGUAAACAUGAGGAAAUCUUAAAACUAUUUGAAUGAUUAAAUGUGAAUUUGGAACUAUUCAAAUUGAAAAAUACUUUAAUCACAAACCAAGACUGAAAGGGUACUGUCCCCACUUAUUCAUCGAUCAAUCUUUAGAUUCAUGAGAAUCAAUAUAUACUUUUAUAUGCUUUUGAAAAUAAGCAGUGUAUAGUACGAUUUUGUAAAAUAGCAUGUAAGCCACAAUUUUGUCUUGUAUGUACAAUUUUAAAUACAGUAUCAUUAUAUGAUUGGCUUUUAAUUAAAGCCAAAAAAUAACAAACAAAAAGCAAAAAUGGAAAAGAAGGAAAAGAAAAUGAAAAGGAGAAAAUAAAAACAAUCUGCUUUGUACAUUUGAUAAAAACAAAUUCGAAA
Messenger RNA from Rhizophagus irregularis DAOM 181602=DAOM 197198, 1109 nucleotides. RefSeq lists its product as uncharacterized. Gene Ontology annotation, molecular function: protein binding. NCBI's taxonomy places the organism in Eukaryota, Fungi, Glomeromycota, Glomeromycetes, Glomerales, Glomeraceae. The record is from RefSeq and is a predicted model, not a curated record.